AGACCCUUCUGGGAGUGGUGAUCAGUCAUGACAGAGUUCAGAGCUUAAUAAAGAUUUGUUUUUCUGGAAAACCCAUCACCACAGGCAGCUUUCUGAAGGUAAGAGUGCCCAGCACCCUCAAAGCUUCCAGAAAUAGAGAAUGUGGCCUUUUCUAACCCCUUGCAGUGAGUGAGGUGAGGCACGGAUAGCCUGGUAACCCAGAGCCUUACACUACCAAUUAGCAGGAAGCAGGCAGAAAAGCCUGGCCAGCCCGCACAGCCCUUGGGGCUGAUGGAGAAGCUGAGGAAGCCACGUGGACCAGCUGUCCUAGCUGUGUUCUCACGAAGCCCUUCCUCCCCCAGCUUGCUUCCCAGAGCCCUGCCUUGUCUCAAAGAGAAGAGAACAAUGACUAAGUCACAGGAAGCAGUGACGUUCAGGGAUGUGGCCGUGGUCUUCAGUGAGGAAGAGCUGGGGCUGCUGAACACUGCUCAGAGGAAGCUGUACCAUGAUGUGAUGCUGGAGAACUUCAGGAACCUCCUGGCAGUGGGAUGCCAGAGUCCAAAUAAGAUGGCGCCUCUUGACGCAACAGGAAUAAGGUGCCUUUCACUGGGGAAGCUUCCAUGUUGGCACAUGAUAAGCCAUGAUGUCAACAAACUAGCCAGCGCUCCAGAAAAAGGAAUAAACACUCAAGGAAAGGGUACUCACCUCCUGGAGCAGUGUCACUCCCCCUGCCAUUGGGGAGCAGAACAGCCUUCUCAGGCCCCGGAGGAAGAUGGCUAUCUUGAGAGUCUCAUAAUCGAUCAUCCCAGCAGUAGUGAAAAACAGGAAUUUCUCUCUGGGAGGGCUCAGAGUUCUUGGAGUAAAGCACAUCUUAGUGAGAGAUGGAACUAUGGGAAACACUGUCCUCAGACUCUGGUGAAAACUAAGCCACAGCUGUUGGCUCCAGGUGUUAACAUUCUGGGUUGCAUUUCCCACCACAAUAACAAUAUACUGCAUAAAAGAGAUAAAGUCCACAGCAGCGGUGACUGUGAUAAAGUCAUUUUUCCCAUGACACACCUCACCCAGCAUUGUGUUUAUAGAGAACAGAAGGCCUACCAGUGCAGUAAGGGCCAAGAAGCCUUCAAUGACAGCCCUAGUCUGGAACUUCAUCAACAGAGCCUCUUAGGAAAGAAGUCCCCUGUCCAUAGUACUCCCAAGGACACCAAGCAUAGCCCCAGUGUCCCCAUUCAACAAAGUGUUCAUCUAGGAACAAAGCGCUACUGGUGUCAUGAGUGUGGCAAAGGUUUCAGUCACAACUCAACUCUUCAGACACACCGGAGAGUGCACACAGGGGAGAAACCCUACAGGUGCAACAGCUGUGGGAAGGCCUUCAGCCGCAGCUCAGAUCUCAACAUCCACCGCCGAGUGCACACUGGAGAGAAACCUUACAAGUGUGAGGUGUGUGGGAAGGGCUUCACACAGUGGGCACACCUCCAGGCCCAUGAGAGAAUUCACACAGGAGAGAAGCCAUAUAAGUGUGGAGACUGUGGCAAAUGCUUUACCUGCAGCUCGAACCUUCACACCCACCAGAGAGUCCACACUGAGGAGAAACCAUACAAGUGUGAUGAGUGUGGGAAGUGCUUCAGCUUAAGUGGCAACCUAGACAUCCAUCAGCGGGUCCACACAGGAGAGAAGCCAUAUAAAUGUGAAGAGUGCGGGAAGGAUUUCAGUUCAGCCUCAAGCUUCCAAAGCCACCAGCGGGUCCAUACAGGAGAGAAGCCAUUUGUCUGCAAUAUGUGUGGGAAGAGCUUCAGUCGGAGCUCACAUUUUCUAGAUCACCAAAGAAUUCACACCGGGGAAAAACCAUAUAGGUGUAAAGUGUGUGGGAAGUGCUUCCCCUGGAGCUUGAGCCUUCAUAGUCACCAGAGUGUGCACACAGGAGAGAAACCGUAUAAAUGUGAGGAGUGUGGGAAGGGCUUCAGUCAUGCCUCAAGUCUGCAGGCUCAUCACAGUGUCCACACCGGUGAAAAACCAUUCAAAUGCAAUGUUUGCCAGAAGCAGUUCAGCAAGACCUCAAACCUCCAGGCCCACCAGAGGGUUCACACCGGGGAGAAGCCCUACAAAUGCAACACAUGUGGGAAAGCCUUCAGCCAGAAAUCCAGUCUCCAAGUCCAUCAGAGAAUUCACACUGGGGAGAAGCCAUUCAAGUGUGAGGAGUGUGGGAAGGAAUUCAGAUGGAGCAUGGGGCUUAGGUCUCACCAGAGGGUCCACACAGGAGAGAAACCCUACACGUGUCAGCAGUGUGGGAAGGGCUUCAGUCAGGUCUCGUACUUCCAUACGCACCAGAGGGUCCACACUGGAUAGAGACCCUAAAUCGGCAGCAUUUGCUGUAAGGGCUAUCGUCAGAGAUCACAUCUCGUCUUCCCCCAGAGAAUCCACACUGCAUGGAAUCUUUAGUUCCUGCUGUUGGGUGGCUCUGUGCUGCUGGUUGUUAAAAGUCCCCAACACUCAGAGGCUUCAGGUGACUUCAUAGGAGCUUUAUUUUGGUAUUUUGCCCUCAACUUAUUCUCCUAUUGUACUCAUGCAAAGGGAAGAGAGUAUUUUAGAAUGGAUCUUCUUAGCUUAAUAAAUAAAGUUAAAGAAUUAAA
Mus pahari (shrew mouse) is the source of this 2606-nucleotide messenger RNA. RefSeq names its product zinc finger protein 235. The transcript has 3 exons. Gene Ontology annotation, biological process: regulation of transcription by RNA polymerase II. The record is from RefSeq and is a predicted model, not a curated record. The coding region runs from base 271 to 2322 and encodes 683 amino acids. Gene Ontology annotation, molecular function: RNA polymerase II cis-regulatory region sequence-specific DNA binding; DNA-binding transcription factor activity. NCBI's taxonomy places the organism in Eukaryota, Metazoa, Chordata, Mammalia, Rodentia, Muridae.